AUGAACUGUUUUGAUCAGUUUUGCUCAUCAGUUUUGAAUGAUAGAGCUAGACCUCUGUUAUAUGACAACAAUGAUGACAACAAUGAUGAUAACAAUGAGGAUAACAAUGAUCAUAACAACGAGGAUAACAAUUGUGAUAACCAUGAUGAUAACAGUAAUGAUAACCAUGAUGAUAACAGUGAUGACAACAAUGAUGACAACAAUGAUAAUAACAACGAGGAUAACAAUGAUGAUAACAACGAGGAUAACAAUUAUGAUAACCAUGAUGAUAACAUAAAGGAAGUAGCUCGGAGUGUAGUGGAAGUAUCCCAUAUUGUAAGAGCAGCUAAAGUAACGGCUACUCUGGUAGCAGCUGGAGUAGCAGCUCAGAUUGCAGUGUAA
Eurytemora carolleeae is the source of this 381-nucleotide messenger RNA. Its product is annotated as GATA zinc finger domain-containing protein 21-like. The record is from RefSeq and is a predicted model, not a curated record. The transcript has 3 exons. Bases 1 to 381 code for a protein of 126 amino acids. NCBI's taxonomy places the organism in Eukaryota, Metazoa, Arthropoda, Copepoda, Calanoida, Temoridae.